ACGACUAAACUGAGCGACCCGCCGCAGCCCGCUUCUUAUCGUAUUUCACACCUGGGAUACCGGCAGGUUCGUACCGUCAUUCAAUACACUUGUAUCGCUGAGGCCCGGCAGGAACACCGCGCCAUGGGAGCUGCCCGACGCCGAUAAUACAGGGCGAGAGCUACCUAUAUCUACCGAAGGACAAUGAAGCGCAUCGCGCCCAGCAUCCGGUCCGCGCACGGAUCACCUCGAUAGGCCUCCGAUGAUGAACGACACGACACCGACCACGCGGGUUACAAAGACGUUCCCACUCCAUGUACUUCGACCGAGUAGGAUCUUGAGUUUGAGAUCUAUUGUCUAUCAGCCGGCGGAACUGGAGCGCCCUAUGAGUAUACUUGUGGUGGGAAAGUCCGACGAGAGGAGGAACUUGUCAUACGAUAUGCGCAGUGUACGAUUAUUGUCGAGCUAUUUGGCGCGGCAAUUGCUAGUUCCUGCUAGAUCCGAGGUAGUAUGUGGCCAUUGGGACUCAGCGGCGUACCAUCGUGUUGUUAUGUCUUCUCAUCCAGGGGACACGACUGUGCAGCUUUUAUUAGGAUGCUCCCAGGGUUGUCGAGGCGUCCUGAACCUUAACACCAGCCAAACAAACCUAUCCCGCUCGAUUGCAUCUUUCCCACAGCUUGUUCUACUCCACUCGGAAUUGAAGGACGCCGACAACUCCCGUCGCUGUUCCGGGCCUCUGUGGUACGCUUACUCCCGUCCCAGAGAAGUCGAGCAUAUCGGUUGGAGUACGACAUUCAAGGUUCUCUUUCGUCGGGGAAAUCCAUCGGCAUGUUGCGAAAGCACAGUAGGUUUCUUUGGCAAACGUUCUACUGCCGUCGCGGUCUCGGGUCCGUCAGUAUCUGUCGUGGUAUAUGAAACGUUGCCUUCUCGACUCGGGACGUUCUCGCUUGCCCUGACGCCACCGUCACAUGGCUCCUACAGACUGUGAUGUCGUCAUAGUCAAGCUCUUCACUUCGCAUCCAUCAGGUAUGUAACGGACUUCUUCCGAUAACCGCUUGGCCCGCUGGGACUGGCAUACCUCCCACGGGCGCUGUGACUCCCCGGGAGUUGCUAUCUGAUCCGCAGUCUCUUCACGAAAUGUCUUCCGUGAGUUUGCCGUCCACAUCAUAUCUAUGCCGC
Messenger RNA from Fomitopsis serialis, 1158 nucleotides. RefSeq lists its product as uncharacterized. The record is from RefSeq and is a predicted model, not a curated record. NCBI's taxonomy places the organism in Eukaryota, Fungi, Basidiomycota, Agaricomycetes, Polyporales, Fomitopsidaceae. The coding region runs from base 242 to 967 and encodes 241 amino acids. The transcript has 2 exons.